AUUCUAGUUAAGUACAAAGUCCUUUAAAAAUAAAAACUAUUCUUUCUUUGUGUAAUUUAUUUGUUAUUUCAUUUGUUUUCAUAUAUAAUAUAUAUAAAAUAUAUCGCGAAUAUGGUCAGCCUUGGAAACGCGUCUGCAAGAGCCAGUGGUGCAGUUUUUUUUGAUGACUCAUUAAAUAUGGAUGAUGAAGAAUGUCUCCAGCCUGUGCUGUCAUCGCAAGAAGAAGAGAAUUUUCAAAAAUUAGACACUGCUAUAUUUGCAUCUGUACCACUUGUUUUUGGGGUGAUUAUUGAAAUAAUAGGAAUCGUAUUCAUAUCAGUAUGGCCAGAGGAACACAACAAAUGCAACACAUACUUCAUAUUUUUAUAUUUACACUGCGCUUACUGGUUCGUGAUAAUGAUAACCGAUUAUAUCAUUAAAUCACGGCACCAUAGCUUACGUAUCUGCGGUUAUCUUGAUUUUUAUCAAUCAACUUAUCAGCAUAUAAGGACACCGUUAUUUGUGUCAUCACUAUGGAAUACUAUAUAUUUAUUCCUCGCUGCGAUACUGCACCACACACAUAAAAUAAACUAUGAGGAUUAUUGUCGAUCAUCGGAAUGGUUUACGCCAGUUAAUUAUAUUCUUAUGUUAACAACAUUGGAGCUGAUGAUCAUUGUUCCUGUCUACAUAAAUUAUAUAAAACGUGUACGUCGUUUUAAUCGCAUCCAACCACCACCCGAUGUCACGAGAGAAGAAUGGCUGUCAUCAUUUACCCAGGAUUCAUUUGCUGGUAAUACAGAAGUCGGUUAUCAUGAACGUGGCUCAAAUUUAUUAGAAUUAUUGGAAAAACAAGCAGACUUAAUAAGGUAUCUACGUGAUCAUAAUGUUAAGCUGAGUCACAGAAUGAUGUUACUUGCAUCGCAACGUCAUCAAGCUGUUUAACUCAUUAAUUAUUGUUUACUCAACAACAUAAUUGUCCUGUAUUAUAUUACAUUUUAAAUCAUUUGUCAUUAAUAGGGACAAGAUUUUUGCCUUAUUUUUUAUAUUUAUAUUUAUAUUACGUGGAAAAUAUUGGUCUUAUGAAAAAAGUUUUCGAACAAAAGUUGUAGGAAAUUCAAUUUUCUAAAAAAAAUGUCUCUUAUGAUUUUCUUAUACAAUCAAUAUUUUCACCGUAAUUCAAAAAUUAAGAUUCAUAAUGAGUGAUUCAAAAUUUUUUUAAUUAUGAAAAUCUUAAUUUUAAAAUUACAGUGAAAAUAUUGAUCGUAUAAGAAAAUCAUAAGAGACAUUUUUUUUAGAAAAUUGAAUUUCCUACAACUUUUGUUCGAAACUUUUUUUCAUAAGACCAAUAUUUUGCCCGCAAUAUAAAUAAUUUCACGCCACUAAUUAUUAAUUAUUUUUAAAUUAACGCAAAAAUCCUGGCCCUAGUCAUUAAAUUAUGUCGUACACAGAAAAAAAAAUUUCUUGGUGCGAAAAAUUUUUACUAGCCUCAGAAAUUUUUUGCAUUAUAAAUUUAAAUGAAAAUUUCAUUGGGACGAGAAAAAAUUUUUCUUAUCUUAAAAAAAUUUUUUUUGUCAUUUCGUAGUGAAAAUUUUUUUUUGUGUACUUUUUUAAAAAAAAAUUUAGAGAAAACUUAAUUAAAUGUUAGGUAGGGCUCAAUUUUUGAUUUUUGUACACAAAUAUAUUUUUUGUUGUUUUGUUUAGAAAUUUAUUUUUUUAUAAUCAAUCAUUUAAUUUCUGUGGAUGAAAAAAAAAAAAAAACUGUAGUUAGUAGUAAUUUAGAUUUUGAAAUUUUUUAAAAAUUUUCUUGAGCCAAAAAUAAAUGCAACCACUUGCAUAUUUACCAAAAAAAAAUUUAUUUGUAAUUAUUGGGUAUGAUCUCAUUCAUUGUCGGCUAUAAAAAAUAGAAUUUUUUUUUUUGUGACUACAUGACGACAGAUUAGUAAAAAGAAAUAUGUAAUUUAUCAAAAAUAAAUAUUUUUAUUAAUUAUGAUACUAGUUGGCUGACGUCUAAUAAUUUUUUGAAUUUUUUCAAAACGAAGUUAUGAAAACAAAAAUAUUCUAAAAAAUUGCACUUGUAGUUUUUUCAAUUUUCUACAUGUGCAUUUUUUUUUUUUUUUUUUUUUUGUAAUCAAUUUGUUGUAAAAAAAAAAAUCAAAAAUCAUUAGACGUCGGUUUACUUCAGUGUUACAAGAAAAUUCGUAUUUCCGAACAGUAUAAAAAAAAAAAAAAAAAAAUUAAGAUAAUUUCAUAUAUAAAUGGUUGUAAUUUAUCGAUUGCUAUUAUUUGUUAAUUUUAAAAUAAUAAGAUCUAGUGCGGGUUCUUACGAGAGCCAAUGGCUAGAAUUCUAUGUUUGUUAUUCACACACAGAAAAAAAUAAAUUUUUGGUUCAAAAAAUUUUUUCUCGCUCCAAGAAAAUUUUUACUUGUCCCAAGACAGGGUGGCCACGAACCGGAAAAACCGGGGAUGGGAAUUAUCAGGGAAUUUAAUGCAACUGGGAAAUAUCACGGAAAUGUCAGGGAAUUUCGAAAAGUAUCCGGGAAUUAAAUUGUAACAGUUCAAAAUUAAAAAAAUUUUAAAUUAUACACUAGUUAUAAAAAUUGAGGGAUAUUCAAAAAAUUUCAAAUUUUAAAGUGAUUUUCCCCAGGUUGUAACUCGAAGGAAAAUGGUCACACGACAAAAACAAAAAAGGCAAAUUGUAGCUUCAAGUGUCUAGUUUCCUGAUCUGGUCUUUAAAUUUUAUUAUUAUGUGCGGUUCCGGAGUAAUCCUAAGAAAACUAUCGAAAAAUAAAUUUACCAAAUUUUUGGUCGUCUCAAAAACGGUCUUCGAGCUUCAAUAAAUUUUUUUCGAUAAUUAUCAUUGAUUUUUGAUUGCUCCGGAAUUGUGCAUAAUAAAAAAAUUUAAAGACCCAGAUCAGAAAACUAGACACUUGAAGCUACAGUUUGACUUUUUGUUUUUAUUGUACGACCAUUUUCCUUCGAGUUACAAACUGUUUAAAAUUAAUAAAAAAUUUGAAAUUUUUUGAAUAUCCCUUAAUUUUUGUAACCAGUGUAUUUUGAAUUUAUUUAAAUCAUAAAAUUUCUUAUUAAAUAUUUUAACUUAUACAUUUUUAACAUCGAAUAAUCAAAAGUAGGCAAUAUUAAUUUAUUUUAUUGACAUUUUUUUGGUUUCUCUUAUGAUUUAAUUAUCAAAUUAAAUUAUUAAAAAUGAAAAUAUAAUAAAAACUUUGAAUAUCUAAAUGAUACGAAUAAAAUUUCUAAAUCAGGGAAAAAUGUGAAAAACUUUACUGGGAAACCGGGAAAUAUCAAGGAAUUUUGAAAUCAUUCCUUUGUGGCCACCCUGCAAGAAAUAUUUUGUAUUAUGAAAUGAAAUCAAAAAUUUUCUUGAGCCAAGAAAAAAAUUUCUGGGGCGAGAAAAAAUUUCCGUAGAUGCAUGAGUGAGUCCGUACAAGUCGUAGGUCGAAAUCGGUCGUGAACAUGGAGAAUACAGGCCAUAGAUCGUCCCCGGUAAUUAGCAAUAAUUAAUAAGUCUAAGAUCUAGUUUGUAUCUUCCAUUACUAAUUAUAUAUAUAUAUAUAUAUAUAUAUAUAUGAUUUUGUUUAGUGAUUUAUUAUUAUUAAUGCUCUGUAUG
This is a messenger RNA of Microplitis mediator, 3607 nucleotides long. RefSeq names its product transmembrane protein 192. The record is from RefSeq and is a predicted model, not a curated record. Gene Ontology annotation, cellular component: late endosome; lysosomal membrane. Bases 112 to 921 code for a protein of 269 amino acids. NCBI's taxonomy places the organism in Eukaryota, Metazoa, Arthropoda, Insecta, Hymenoptera, Braconidae. The transcript is spliced from 4 exons.